Molecule: messenger RNA, 2112 nt
Organism: Rhagoletis zephyria (snowberry fruit fly)
Lineage: Eukaryota; Metazoa; Arthropoda; Insecta; Diptera; Tephritidae
Source: RefSeq, a predicted model, not a curated record
AUGUCUGACAAAAUAUCUGACCGAUCGUCGGAGGCGGAUGCCGACGAGAACUGGAAGACCAACUCGCGACAGUUCAUUCGCAAGGGCGCCUACAAGAAGAACAAAACCGCCCAGGUGCUCGACCAUGAGUUCAUCUCGCGCUACUUCAAGCAGCCCACCUUUUGCAGUCACUGUCGCGACUUUAUCUGGGGUUUUGCCCGUAAACAGGGCUACCAGUGUCAGAUCUGCGCCCUGAGUGUGCACAAGCGCUGCCACGAAUUUGUCACCUUCCGCUGCCAUGGCGCCGACAAAGGCAUCGAAACGGACCCGCGCAAGAUUCACCAGUUCAACGUGCACACCUACGCGACUCCCACCUUCUGCGACCACUGCGGCUCAAUGCUGUACGGCAUCUUCAAGCAGGGCCUGCAGUGCAAGUCCUGCCUGAUGAACAUUCACGAGAAGUGCAAGGUCAACGUGCCGAACAUGUGCGGCUGCGAUGCGGUGGAGAAACGAGGUCGUAUCGAGCUGGAGGUGCGCGUCGAGCCGGCCGACGAGAAGAGCGACGCCCAGCUGCAGAUCGUCUGCGAGGUGAAGCAGGCGCGCAAUCUGCCCAUCAUGGACCCGAACGGCCUCUCCGACCCGUACGUGAAGGCGAAGCUGGUGUCGAGCAACGGCGGCAGUCAGACGUCGAUCAAGAAGAAGACCAAAAUCAUCAAAAACUCGCUCAACCCCGAGUGGAAUGAGACGCUGAAGAUUGAGAUUCACUCGAACGACAAGGACCGCCGCCUGGUGAUCAGCGUCUGGGACUGGGACCUGACGUCGCGCAACGACUUCAUGGGCAGCCUGUCCUUUGGCGUGAGUGAGCUGAUGAAGAACCCCGCCAGCGGCUGGUUCAAGCUGCUCGGCCAGGAGGAGGGCGCCUUCUACAAUGAGCCGCUGCCGCCGCCGGGCACCAAUCUCAUUGACUACCUGAAGACGCUGCAGACGGACCAGAAUAAGCGCACCGCCUCGGAGCCGGGCGCCGGCCGAACGGGAGGCAGCGCCCUGGUGGACAGCCUCGGCCACAACCUCAAGUACGCCUCGCUCUCCUCAAAGCCGGCGGAGCUGCAGACGCGCCUGGACAGCUUCAACCUGCUGAAGGUGCUGGGCAAAGGCUCCUUCGGGAAAGUGCUGCUCGCCGAGGCGAAGAAGGGCAAGAAGCUGUACGCCAUCAAGGUGCUGAAGAAGGACGUGCUGGCGAUGGCCGACGACGUGGAGAGCGCCAUGGUGGAGAAGCGCAUUCUCGCGAUGAUGUCCAAGCCGCCCUUUCUCGUGCAGCUGCACUCCUGCUUCCAGGACAAGGAGCGCCUCUACUUUGUCAUGGAGUACGUCAACGGCGGCGAUCUGAUGUUCCAGAUUCAGCGCUCGCGCAAGUUCAAGGAGCCGAUUGUCUGCUUCUACGGCGCCGAGAUCGCCAUCGGUCUCUUCUUUCUCCACUCCCGCGGAAUCAUCUACCGAGAUCUCAAGCUGGACAAUGUGCUGCUCGAUGCAGAGGGACACAUCAAGAUUGGGGACUUCGGCAUGUGCAAGGAGGGAAUGUUUGGCUCAAAAACGACGCGCACCUUCUGCGGUACGCCCGACUACAUUGCACCGGAGAUUAUUCAGAAUGUGCCCUACUCAAAAUCUGUCGACUGGUGGUCUUAUGGAGUGCUCAUCUACGAAAUGCUAACCGGAAUGGCCCCAUUUGACGGGGAGGACGAGGAGGAGCUGUUCCAGUCUAUUCAGGAGAACACCGUCCUCUACCCAAAGUUCAUCUCGAAGGAGGCGAAGGACCUCUGCAAGUCCUUCCUCUUGAAGGACCCCACGUACCGCCUGGGAGCGGGCAUCAACGACGAGGAGGAGAUUCGCUCACAUCCCUUCUUCAGACGCAUCGACUGGGCGAAGGUGCAGGCCAAGGAGAUACAGCCGCCCUACAAGCCGUACAUCAGCAAUGAUCGACUGGGUGAGAACUUUGACCCGUCCUUCACGAACGCCAAGCUGACGAUGACGCCCAGCGACCAGUCGGUGAUUGCCAAUCUCAAUGGAAACGAGUUUGAUGGCUUCUCUUUUGUGAAUCCCGCAUUCCAGGUGGCCGGUCCCGGUGCGAUGCAAUGA